CCCGAACCCUUAAGAAAAUGAGACUUGUGUUGAUUUUGAUAUGUACUCUCCAUUCAUCUCAAGGCCUCAUCUGGCCUUGGAGAAAGCUUCCAUGUGAUGUGACACUGUCCAACAGCUCUGUUGCCUUGGACUGUUCAGGAAGAUCUUUGAAAAGAAUUCCGAAAAACCUGAUCUGGAAUACAACUGAACUAGACUUUGCGAAUAAUAAAAUAAAAUACCUCCCAAAGGACGCCUUCUGGAAUCUGACUGAUGUUACACAGAUAAACCUCAAAAAUAAUCAGAUUGAAAAAUGUCUUGAGAAUGGGAUUUUUUCAAGAUUGGCUAAUCUUAAAACCUUGCUUCUUGAUUAUAAUAAGAUUACAGUAUUUCCAAGAGACCUCCCUCCUGGACUACAGUGGCUGAGCCUCAAUUCCAACCAAAUCAAGACAAUUGGACCCUCAGAUCUUGCAGGAAUAAAGAAACUAAAAGUUUUGUCAUUAAAUAGAAACUGUUAUCAUAAUGUCAGUAUAGAACUGGAAAUUCACAAUGAAACAUUUCAACAUUUAAAUCUAACCAAGCUAGAACUGUCUAGAAAUGGACUGUUAAAAAUACCACAUGCUUUACCCAAAUCCCUCCUCACACUUUCACUUCUCCUAAAUAAGAUUGACUAUGUUCAUACCUCUGACCUGAAGAGCCUAACAAACCUUCGAGUUCUUGAUUUAUCUGGAAACUGCCCUUUUUGUUUCACUGCUCCUUUUCCAUGCACUCCCUGUCAGACAAAGAAUAACGCUCUACAAAUUCAUCCGGAUGCUUUUAGUGAACUAUCCAAACUACAAGACCUGCGACUCUCUGGGAAUUCUUUACAAACAAUCAACCCAUCAUGGUUCCAGAACCUUACUAUGUUAAAGUAUUUGUAUCUUUCCUUCAACUCAUUGAUAAGUGAAUUUGAAAGCGGACAAUUUUUCAGUGUUCUACCAAAAGUGGAAGUUGUAGAUUUCUCAUACAAUAAUCCGUCUCAAAACUUUUACCAUAGAAUUAAACUCUCAAAAGGUUUUGCUAGUUUGAAAUCACUACAAACACUUCACCUAGAAGGCUAUAUGUCCCACAGUCUUUGUGAGGAAGAUCUCCGACCUCUCUUUGGUUUGAGAAACCUAUCCGUUCUAAACUUGGGAGUCAACUUUCUCCAACAUCUCAAUUUAUCAGUGUUCAGGAACUUUCACAACCUGUCUUUGAUUUCAUUGAUUGACAACAGGCUAACAUUCACAAAUCCUUUUCGGGGACAGGAGUGUAAAAGUGACAUCCUUUCUGAUAACAAUGAAGGAGACCGCCGUGAAGGCCCCUACAUUCACACAAAUGAACAAUUCCGCCAUUAUCCUCCAUUUACCAAAGCUGAAUGCCUGGCAACAGGACCAGUUUUGGACCUCAGCAAGAACAACAUUUACCAUAUCAAUCCAUUUUUCUUCAAAGGAACAGAGAACAUCACUUGCCUCAAUCUUUCCUUCAACUUCAUUGCUUCCUAUUUCAAUGGAACAGAGUUCACUCACUUCCCCAGGAUUAAAUACCUUGACUUGUCUCACAACAGAGUCUACAUGCGUUCAGAUUCUGCCUUAAAUGAACUGAAAGAAUUACAAGUUUUGGAUUUAAGUCACAACAAACAUUACUUUGAGGUGGCAGGUGUAAGGAACAGUCUGACGUUCCUGGAAAACCUUCAGUUCCUCAAAGUGCUCAACCUCAGUUGGAAUGAAAUAAAUUCACUAACCAACAAGACUCUGAGGAGCGACUCACUAAAGGAACUACAGUUUCAAGGCAAUCGACUGGAUAUUAUGUGGAAGAAGAACUGUGGAUUCAAAAGUCUUUUUAAAUCUCUCUCGAACCUAACACACCUUGAUAUAUCAUAUAACAAGCUUAAUCAAAUACCAGAUGAUAUAUUCAGCUAUUUUCCAAGGACGCUAACAUAUCUUAGCAUCAGUAGGAACACUCUUGCCAAUUUUGAGUGGGAUCAGCUCGAAUAUUUACCUGAGCUGGAGACUCUGGAUCUAAGUAUGAACAAACUGAGUAAGGUCACUGGAAAGUUAUCAAAGCAUACAAGCUCACUGAAGGUCUUAGACUUGAGCCAUAAUCUAAUCGCCAAGUUGCAGCACAGCUUUCUCAAAGAUGUCAAAAGCCUGCUGAUCCUCAGUCUUGCUUUCAAUCGCUUGCAGCACUUCAGUGAUGCAUCCUUCCAGACAGGUAGUGAUCACUACUUACGCAUACUGGACCUGCAGAGAAACCAUAUCUACUGCACCUGUGAUCUUCUGGACUUCAUUCUCUGGUUAGAGAAAAGUGAGACUGUCCUUCCUCGUCUUGCAACAGAUGUCUUGUGCUACCUUCCAGAAUCCAAAAGGGGGCAUCCAAUGAUCAGUCUAGAUUUAAAAAAUGCGUGCAUCAACAAUAGUAUUGCUAAAAUCCUAUAUGUACUCACGUCAUCCAUCAUCAUUGUCUUGAUGUCUACAACUAUUGUAAUACAUGUGUUUUACUGGGACAUAUCGUACAUUUAUAACUUCUGGAGAGCCAAAAUAAAAAGUUAUUACUUGAAGACGAAUGACUGCACCUAUGAUGCCUUUGUUAUGUACGACACCAAAGAUCCGAUGGUGGCAGAUUGGGUACUGAACCACUUGCGUUUUGAACUGGAAGAUAGAGGAAGACGAGUUCGUCCACUCUGUCUGGCGGAAAGAGAUUGGACUCCUGGUAUACCGAUCAUGGAUAACCUAAAUCAGAGCGUAAACCAGAGUAGGAAGACGAUAUUUGUCCUGACAGAGGGAUUUGUUCAAAGUGGGAUUUUCAAGAUGGCAGCUUUCCUAGCACAACAAAGGUUGCUGGAAGAGGGCGUGGAUGUGAUGGUGUUGGUCAUAUUGGAACCGGUUCUUCGGCAGUCGAGAAUCUUAAACUUGCGGCGCUGCCUGUGUGGACACAGUGUGCUGGAAUGGCCCAGAAACCCAGCAGCAGAAGGCUUUUUCUGGCAGAGUUUGAGAAACGCAGUAAGGUUUGAGAGUCAAGGUGUUCAAAGCAAAUUGUUUACAAAUUACUUUAGCGGACGAUGACUCCGUACAAAAUAAGUAGUUUAGAUUCAAACACUUCUGCCGUUGAGAUUCUUGCUUGGAUUCCUUAUUCUGAACUGUUUGUGAUUACCAUUUUGGGGAAAUUCUAACAUUUAUCCUAGUAAAUGUACUGUUUAAAACAGUUACAUCAUUAAAGUCAAGAGUUACGUUAAAAUCUAUGUAAUUUACAUAAUACAUUUUUAAGAAAAGUAAUUUCUGUCAUGACAACUCUCAGAGGAAUUGGCAUGGUAAUAUACAUGACAAUU
Messenger RNA from Carassius carassius (crucian carp), 3322 nucleotides. RefSeq names its product toll-like receptor 8b (gene tlr8b). Gene Ontology annotation, molecular function: pattern recognition receptor activity; protein binding. NCBI's taxonomy places the organism in Eukaryota, Metazoa, Chordata, Actinopteri, Cypriniformes, Cyprinidae. Gene Ontology annotation, cellular component: plasma membrane. Bases 18 to 3059 code for a protein of 1013 amino acids. The transcript has a single exon. The record is from RefSeq and is a predicted model, not a curated record. Gene Ontology annotation, biological process: toll-like receptor signaling pathway; canonical NF-kappaB signal transduction; positive regulation of interleukin-6 production.